Microdochium trichocladiopsis is the source of this 2197-nucleotide messenger RNA. RefSeq lists its product as uncharacterized. The transcript has 5 exons. Gene Ontology annotation, molecular function: acyltransferase activity, transferring groups other than amino-acyl groups. The coding region runs from base 273 to 1856 and encodes 527 amino acids. NCBI's taxonomy places the organism in Eukaryota, Fungi, Ascomycota, Sordariomycetes, Xylariales, Microdochiaceae. The record is from RefSeq and is a predicted model, not a curated record.
GGACGGCAUCACCGAACAGUACUGUGCAGUGCCUCUUCUGAUUGCGACACCGAGAGGAUCUUGCAGUUAUUAAAACUGGUUUACGUAAGUUGGGGAAGGCAAGAAUUCACUUCCAGUCGCCCACCGGUCGCCCAACAGUCAGCCACCAGCCGCUUUACAUAUCGCACUGAAGGCUAUCGCACAUUAUACUGGACCAAGACGAGCAGGCGUGUGGACAACCGCAUCAUAGUGACAGUGGCGGCUGAGGAAAUCAAAGCAAAAGCAAAGUCCUGAUGACUCAGGACCUGGAGCGAUGGGAGUUACUCGAAAACCUCGGUAAGGGCGCCUUUAGCCAGGUCUACCGCGCACGAGACCUGGAAGGAGAUGCUGGCGAGGUAGCCGUGAAGGUGGUGCCAAAGUUCAAAAUGAACAACCAGGGGGCAGCAUUCCGUUGUUUGCAACCUGGAGGCGUGAUAGAUAUUUCCGAUAUGAGCUACCAUCCGCCUGGUCCAAUAGGUCCCGGCAGCGCGUGGAUCGAUUGGUUCCGGAUGCUUGCCGUCCUCACGAAUGCUGCCGGCUUGGAUAUUGGCAUCUACCGGGGUGAUCGUGCCCAACGUGAGCUGAGGCACGUUGGCUACAAAGUCUUGCGCCGGCCUCGGGACCGGUACUUAAUCACUACGGGGAUCUCCGUUUACGGGGGUCGCUGCCUACUAGUUAGCGUGGUUGAGCAGAUGAAAGGCAUCCUGACGCGAGCCAUGGAGUUUGUGCCAGUUUCUCUGUCGCGAGAGGAGAUGAUGAGCCGACUGGAGAGGGAAAUCCUUCAGGAUGGAAUGACGAUUAGAGUUGUUUCCGCCUCUCAACGCCGGCAGGAUGACAUCGCCUUGAUGCCUCAUCGAUGGCGUGUGGAGCGUUGGAACUCAGACCAGGAUCUCCAGUCGGCCACAGAGCUUUGGCUGGAUGCCCUUCCAUCGCGGUUCCAUCUCCCUCAAGACAUUCUUGGGCCCCUUCUAGGCAGAAGCAACGCCCAUCAUUCCGUAGUUCGCGAUCACACGGGGCUUCUUGGAUUCUGUGCGACAUAUACCAUGAAUGCAGAUAACGCUGGGGACCUCGUCGGGUCUCUGGGAGUUCUCAUCGUGAGGUCGACACAUCGAGGCCGAGGGAUUGGAAAGAGUCUCCACGACGAAGCGUUAGGGCGCUUACGCGAGCAGCACAAAGUGCGCUGUCUGCGACUUGGUUCGACCUUCCCCCGACUACUGAUCGGCGUGCCAUUCGACGAACCCUUCGUGGGAUGGUCGGACUCGGCAUCGCAAGCCUCGGACUGGCUUUUGAGGCUAAGCGGCUGGCAGGAGAAAAGAACCACAUCGCCCGAAGACGCGACGCUGGAAGUCCAGAUAUUUCACCAGUUUGGGCUGAGGUUCUCGCCAUGCAACAACAACAUGUUCGAAGACGCACUUAGGCUCGUGGCCCAAGUCACCCGCGGGAAAGACCUUGGCUGCAGUCGCCUGGUUCGUCUCCUGUCACCCUUGAAGCAAGAUAUGAGAGACCUCCACGCCGACGUGGCCUCUCGCUGGGACUGCCAGAACUACUAUGGAUACGACAGAUGGUUUGCCGGUCAACGCAACGGAGCCUCUGGCCUAUCCAACCUCAACACGGAGUACAUUCGUCGCUACAAGGAGGCUAUUCCGUGGAUUCAGGGCAGGAUCGUCUCGAACUCUAGGUACCGCACUGAUAACACCAAGUUCUGGGGUCAGUGUUCCUCCGAUUUAAGAGGCUGGGAGUCGGAACACCUGUGCCCCGAAGGCCUGGCUGAGUACAGACACUGCCGACUGGUUCUCCAGGCCUUGCACACCACUCCAUCGUUGCGAAGUUUUGCCUAGUAUCUUUGCUGGACAUUGCCUUAUUCAAACCUUCCAGAUGAAUGAUAUGUCUCAGAGGCAACUACUUCCUUUAUUCUCAUGUUCCAAUAGUGGCGACAAGACAACGUUCAGGAGUAUCUCACUGCCAGCCAACAUUACCCAAGUAUGCGCGACCUAUGAGCAGUAGAUAUUUUGCAAACAGGUGGAGUUAAGCAUGCAAAUCAUUUGGCAAAUUGCCAGUUCAACCAAAUAUCGCCCCGUGGCCGUCCAACUAAUCAAAUAUCGGGGCAAACUUGCAUUCCUAUGAGAACUGCGUAUGGGCCCCGGCUCCCCUGGAGGGCCAGCGAUCAAUCUGUUAAGCC